Molecule: messenger RNA, 963 nt
Organism: Owenia fusiformis
Lineage: Eukaryota; Metazoa; Annelida; Polychaeta; Sabellida; Oweniidae
Source: the annotation of a GenBank genome assembly
AGCAGUCAGGGUCUACAUGACCUGUAAUAAAUACUUAGGUGACAUUUUUAUCAGAAAAUAUGUGCCAUUUAAAAAUAUUGUGCAUGGAAGGUAUUCUACCACACUUCCUUGUCAACAAACCGACAAAUAUGAAAGAACCAACAUUUUUAAAAUAAAUAAAUUAUGUUGUCCCAGUCCUUACAAGAACCUGUGUUAUGGAGAGAAGAGAAAGAUGAAACAAAAGGGUGUCAGAAAGAUAAACCUUGACAGACAGCAGAGAAUUGGAGGACCAUCCAUCAAAAUCAAAAAUAAAAUGUUAGUCUACAAUAAUUUCUGCCUCCCCUGAGUAUCUGGAAUGAAUCAAGAAGAACAACAAACUAUACCCUGAUUCUCUGUAGGUAAACUAGCCUCUCAGAUGGACUGAGAUGGAUGGAAGAAUUAAAAGUUUGAUACUCUUAAGAUCUCUAUGAUCUCAAAUGAAUUGAACAUUUAUGAGUCUGAAAAGUAAAUAGAGAGUACUGGCAAAAGAGAUAGUGUUGUGAUUUUUAUUUCCUGGCUGUAUUUUUUGAUUGAAUACAGGCUAGAAUUAUCUAAUUCAAAGAGUUGUGUUCUUGAGAAAGGGUAAAUGAUCCGCUGUAUAAUUAUUAAACCUCAUCUGUUUUGUAUUAGUAUCAGACCCUAGACUCCAAUGUAGCAAUAUAUAAUUACAUGUAGAUUGAAUAUGAAAUAAGAGAGGAUGUAUCUUAAAUGUUAACUCCUGAAAUAGAACAAAGUGUGAAACAUGAUACACCACGCUUCAUUAUCCUGCUAAACAACAGAGAAUACCUUGUUUCUAUUAACAGUCCAUCUAAAUAUGAAUAUAAUUUAACAUAUGUUGAGAUAAUUUUGUACUUACAAUAAAUGUACAUAAAUGUUGUAUAAUAUGAUAUAAAUUGUGGGAAUCAUCAAAGUCUAUGUUUAUAUGUAAUUGAAUUAAAUGGAAAU